AUGUUGACGAUAAAAAUAAAUUUCCUCUUGCUCCUGUUUCUUAGUCCAUCUCUUAUCUACUGUGUCACUGGUGCAAGGCCGAGAAUAGUUGGAGGUGAAUUUGCUGAUCCUGGUGAAUUUCCCUAUGUAGCUGCAAUCCAAUUUCUUGGGGACGGUUGCACUUACGCUAAUUGUGCUGGUAGUAUACUGGACGAGUAUCAUAUCAUCACAGCUGCUUUAUGUGUGAUCGAUGAAGAAACAUGGGGAUUAGACAAUCUGCAAAUCACAAUAGGAGCAGGUACAACGUCUUUGAGAGAUAAAAAAAUUGGUGUUUAUCGCGACGUCGAGGAAGUAUUUAUACCACUUUCGUUUACACACAAUAGAGAAAAUCAGACGCUUGAUGAUAAUAUAGCAAUUUUGAAGUUGAGACAUCCAUUACCUCUGGCUGAUUAUGAAACCUUGGGUGUAGUUCAAUUACCCAAAGCUAAUGAGUAUCUACCACCUGAUACAUUCAACGGCAUAACUGCAGGUUUCGGUGAUCAUUCACAAAUUUUACAUUUGGACACUAACGAAUUAGAAGCAGGCCCAUCAGAUCAGUCUUUGAAAUACGCUAGCGGUGUCAUAAACGCUAUUGAUGAUUUUUACGGAUGUAAACCUACAGAGGUGUGCUUCAAGAGUUUCGGAUUUUUAAACGGACACUUGGAAGGAAUCUGUGACGGCGACAGUGGCGGUCCUCUUGUAAUCGAGAAUACUAAUAUUCUCGUUGGAAUCACUAGCUUUUAUGAAGGCGAUAAUAAUUAUUGUGGGCACUAUGGAAAAUUUACAAGGGUCAGCUCGUACUUGGAUUUCAUCAAGAAGGUGCUCGAUAAUGAGAUCGAUGAAACGAUUUCGUCUGUGAAACUAACUUUACACCAUGAAGAUGCGUUUCCAUAUAUUCCUCAUUGCCACUAAAAUAUAUAUCACCGUAAUCGCAAUUUUCCAAUGCAAAUAAUGCCUAUAGA
This is a messenger RNA of Trichogramma pretiosum, 980 nucleotides long. Its product is annotated as chymotrypsin-C-like. Bases 1 to 930 code for a protein of 309 amino acids. Gene Ontology annotation, biological process: proteolysis. The transcript has 4 exons. The record is from RefSeq and is a predicted model, not a curated record. Gene Ontology annotation, molecular function: serine-type endopeptidase activity. NCBI's taxonomy places the organism in Eukaryota, Metazoa, Arthropoda, Insecta, Hymenoptera, Trichogrammatidae.